UACCGCAGAUCAAGGCGUGCGCUUGCAUCUUGCAGCUGAUGGUGCGCUCGCGCUCCUGAAAAUUGCUAGCGCUAGUUGCUCACGCCUUGGGGAUCUCCCCAGAACUUUGCUUCCGCGGGGCUGCCGGGGAUCCCGGCCUCUGCUGACUGUCUCCGCCCACUGCGCUCAGCCCUGAGCGCUAGGCUGACCCUGGCCAAGCGGAGGCGGAUCCAGAAUGAGUCCGGGCGUCGCAUAUUCUCGGGAACACAGAGCCCCACCCGGGGGCGGGACCGCUCGGUCUCGUUCCCUAGGAGUCGGAGCCCUGGAUCCCACAGCUCUUUCUUCACAGCCACCUUCACUCUGAUUAAGUCCACUGCCCGGGCACCCAGCCAUGUCGUCCUGCACCCGCGUGGCGCUGGUGACCGGGGCAAACAAGGGCAUCGGCUUUGCCGUCACACGGGAACUCUGUAGGCGGUUCCCGGGGGACGUGGUGCUCACCGCGCGGGACGAGGUGCGGGGCCGGACGGCGGUGCAGCAGCUGCAAGCCGAGGGGCUGAGCCCGCGCUUCCACCAACUAGACAUCGACGACCUGCAGAGCAUCCGCGCCCUGCGCGACUUCCUGCGCAGGGAGUACGGGGGCCUCAACGUGCUGGUCAACAACGCGGGCAUCGCCUUCAAGAUGGAUGACCCAACGCCCUUCGACAUUCAAGCUGAGCUGACACUGAAGACAAACUUCUUCGCCACUAGAAAUGUCUGCACUGAAUUACUGCCCAUCAUGAAGCCGCACGGGAGAGUGGUGAACAUCAGUAGUUUACAGGGCUCCAAAGCUCUUGAAGACUGCAGCGAAGCCCUGCAGGAACGCUUCCGGUGUGACACACUCACAGAGGGGGACUUGGUGGAUCUCAUGAAAAAAUUUGUGGAGGAUGCAAAAAAUGAGGUGCAUGGGAGGGAAGGCUGGCCCGACUCGGCUUAUGGGGUGUCCAAGCUGGGGGUCACAGUGUUGUCGAGAAUCAUGGCCUGGCAGCUGAAUGAGAAGAGAAAGGCUGACAGGAUACUGCUGAAUGCCUGCUGCCCAGGGUGGGUGAAGACAGACAUGGCGGGGGACCAGGGCUCCAGGACCCUGGAGCAGGGGGCCGAGACCCCUGUGUACUUGGCCCUCCUGCCUCCAGAUGCCACAGAACCCCACGGCCAGCUCGUCCGUGACAAAGUUGUGCAGAACUGGUGAACCUCUCUUUGGAGCUGCAUUCUUUUCCACUAGCCUGUUUAUGACACACGAUCAGUGCACUCAUCUCGGGGGAUGGUACACUCACACCCUGCAUCUGGGUCUCUACUUCGCCUUCGGGAGCUCAGGGCAUAAUGAGUGUUGGGGGGAGGAAUAAAUGAAUUCUGAUGCU
Octodon degus (degu) is the source of this 1373-nucleotide messenger RNA. It is a transcript of the gene Cbr3, whose product is annotated as carbonyl reductase 3. Bases 371 to 1204 code for a protein of 277 amino acids. The record is from RefSeq and is a predicted model, not a curated record. Gene Ontology annotation, molecular function: carbonyl reductase (NADPH) activity. Lineage: Eukaryota; Metazoa; Chordata; Mammalia; Rodentia; Octodontidae. The transcript has 3 exons.